This is a messenger RNA of Oryza sativa Japonica Group (Japanese rice), 2378 nucleotides long. RefSeq lists its product as uncharacterized. The record is from RefSeq and is a predicted model, not a curated record. NCBI's taxonomy places the organism in Eukaryota, Viridiplantae, Streptophyta, Magnoliopsida, Poales, Poaceae.
AAAAAAAAAAGAAAAAAAAAAGUUGUUUGUGCCAUCAGCCCAUCACCAACGGAAGCCGCGAAAAAUAGGCAAAAAAAUCCCCAAAUCCAACAACCUGUAGCCCGCUUCAGUCCGACGACCAUGGCCACUCCUUUGCUCGCCGCGCUCCUCGCCGCCGCGCUGCUCGCCUCGCCGGCGGCGCCGGCGGCGUCGGCCAGCGGCGGCACCAUCGUCUUCACCACCCUCGGCCGCAGCCGCUACGAGUUCGACAUCUUCUCCCUCCCCCUCGCGCCCUCCCCCCAUAACCCCGCCGCCGCCGCCGAGCUCCGCCUCACCGAUGGCGUCUCCGUCAACUACAACGGCAACUUCGCCCCCGCCUCCGAUUCCAUCCUCUUCGUCUCCGAGCGCAACGGCUCCCUCAACCUCUACCUCUCCCCGGUUCCCUCCUCCCGCCGCGAGGCGCUCGAGUCGGCGUCGUCGUCGUCGUCUUCGGCGGCGGCGACGAUCUCGCCGCUCCUCCCAUGGGAGCCAAUCGCGCUCAAGGACCGGCCGUCGCUCACCCCCGACGGCUCCCGCCUCGUCUACGUCUCCACCGCCGUCCCCGCCGCGGAGCCGCGCAGCAGCUGGGCCGCCGUGUACUCCACCGAGCUGUCCACCGGCCGCACGCGCCGCCUCACGCCGCUUGGCGUUGCGGACUUCAGCCCCGCCGUGUCGCCCUCGGGCGAGUGGACGGCCGCCGCGUCGCCCGGCGCCGCCGGUUGGAGCGGCGAGGUCGAGGACCUGCGCACUGACAUCUACGUCUUCCGCACCGCCGACGGGUCGCGCCGGUCGCUCGCCAUCCGUGACGGCGGCUGGCCGAGCUGGGCCGACGAGACCACCGUCUUCUUCCACCGCCGGGACAGCGACGGUUGGUACGGCGUCUACCGCGCCGAGAUCUCCGUCACCGGCGACGGGGUCGAAGCGGCGUCCGUGGAGCGAAUCACCCCGCCGGGGUUCCACGCCUUCACGCCGGCCGCGUCGCCCGGCGCGCCGGGGCUCGUGGCGGUGGCGACACGGCGGGCGGGCUCCGACUACCGCCACAUCGAGGUGAUCGACGUGAGCAGCGACGGCAAGAACGCCUACUUCGAGGUGACCAGGCCCGUGGCACCGCGCGUGCACCACUUCAACCCAUUCAUCUCGCCGGACGGCGCGCGCGUCGGGUACCACCGGUGCCGGGGGAGAGGGAACGGCGACUCGCCGCUGCUGCUGGAGAACAUCAAGAGCCCAGGGUCACCGGACACGUUCUCGCUCUUCAGGAUCGACGGCUCGUUCCCCUCCUUCUCGCACGACGGCAAGAAGAUCGCGUUCGUCGGGCUGCCGGGGAUGUACGUGGUGAACUCCGACGGCUCCGGUGGUCGCCGCAAGAUCUUCUCCGGGAACGCCUUCUCGACGUCGUGGGACUGGAAGAGGAAAGGCGUGGUAUACACCAGCAUCGGGCCGGAUUUCGCCAGCGAGACCACGGAGGUGGACGUGGUGGCCAUCUCCCUCGGCGACGACGACGACGAGUCAACCAUCUCGAUGAAGAAGCUGACCGUGGGAGGCGAGAACAACGCGUUCCCGUCGCCGUCGCCGGACGGGAAGUGGGUGGUGUUCCGGUCGGGGAGAUCCGGGAACAAGAACCUGUACAUCAUCGACGCCGAGGACGGCGAGGCCGGCGGCAUCCGGCGGCUGACGGAGGGGCCAUGGUCGGACACGAUGUGCAACUGGUCACCCGACGGCGAGUGGAUCGCCUUCGCCUCCGACCGCCAUGCCCCGGGGAGCGGCAGCUUCGCCAUCUACAUGGUGCACCCCAAUGGCACCGGGCUGCGGCGGGUGGUGCACAGCGGCGGCAGCGGCCGGACCAACCACCCAUGGUUCAGCCCGGACUCCAAGAGCCUCGUCUUCACCUCCGACUACGCCGCCGUCUCCGCCGAGCCGGUCUCCAACCCUCACCAUUACCAGCCAUACGGCGAGAUCUUCACCGUCGACAUCGACGGGUCCAACAUCCGGCGGCUCACGCACAACUCGUUCGAGGACGGCACGCCGUCGUGGACGCCAUACUUCCUGGAGCCCCGAGACGUCGGCGAGACGCUGCAAGCCUCGGGCAGGUGCGCGUUCCAGGAUUGCCACUGGCUCAACAUCCAAGAUGCUGCCCAACCUGAAGAGCUCAACUAUGGCAAGAGCUGCUGAGUGAAGCCAUGGCACUGGCUGAUCACGCUGAAUUAAGCCAAUAAACCAUGGAUAUUGGAGUGCAUGAAUGUAGAUAUAAUACUGUUAUGUAGUAGCAUGAAUCUACCAGGAAUAAGAUCAUGUACACUGAUGCCAUCUUCAGGGCAAACGAUAUCAGAAUUGCUACAUAUCUAGUUUUUUUUUAUUGGCCA